Messenger RNA from Echinops telfairi (small Madagascar hedgehog), 1183 nucleotides. Its product is annotated as NT-3 growth factor receptor. The transcript has 7 exons. The record is from RefSeq and is a predicted model, not a curated record. NCBI's taxonomy places the organism in Eukaryota, Metazoa, Chordata, Mammalia, Afrosoricida, Tenrecidae. Bases 1 to 990 code for a protein of 329 amino acids. Gene Ontology annotation, biological process: multicellular organism development; cell surface receptor protein tyrosine kinase signaling pathway; regulation of phosphatidylinositol 3-kinase/protein kinase B signal transduction. Gene Ontology annotation, cellular component: axon; signaling receptor complex; membrane. Gene Ontology annotation, molecular function: neurotrophin receptor activity; ATP binding; neurotrophin binding.
AUGCGGUGGCGAGAGGUGAAGGACGUGCAGCACAUUAAGAGGAGGGACAUCGUGCUGAAGCGAGAACUGGGCGAGGGAGCCUUUGGGAAGGUCUUCCUAGCCGAGUGCUACAACCUCAGCCCGACCAAGGACAAGAUGCUCGUGGCAGUGAAGGCCCUCAAGGACCCCACCCUGGCUGCCCGGAAGGAUUUCCAGCGGGAGGCUGAGUUGCUCACCAACCUGCAGCACGAUCACAUUGUCAAGUUCUACGGGGUGUGUGGCGACGGGGACCCCCUCAUCAUGGUCUUUGAGUACAUGAAGCACGGGGACCUGAAUAAGUUCCUCAGGGCCCACGGGCCGGAUGCCAUGAUCCUCGUGGAUGGGCAGCCACGCCAGGCCAAGGGUGAGCUGGGGCUCUCCCAGAUGCUGCACAUUGCCAGCCAGAUCGCCUCGGGCAUGGCGUACCUGGCUUCCCAGCACUUCGUGCACCGGGACCUGGCCACCAGGAACUGCCUGGUAGGAGCCAACUUGCUGGUGAAGAUCGGAGACUUUGGCAUGUCGAGAGAUGUCUACAGCACCGAUUACUACAGGGAAGGGCCGUGCCAGAAGGGCCCAUUCAGCGAGGCGUGGCAGCGGCAGAGGCUAGCAGCACCAGCAGCUUCCACAGUAGGAGGACAUACCAUGCUCCCCAUCCGUUGGAUGCCCCCAGAGAGCAUCAUGUACCGGAAGUUCACUACAGAGAGUGACGUGUGGAGCUUUGGAGUGAUCCUUUGGGAGAUCUUCACCUACGGGAAGCAGCCAUGGUUCCAGCUCUCAAACACAGAGGUCAUUGAGUGUAUUACCCAAGGUCGUGUUUUGGAGCGGCCCAGAGUCUGCCCCAAGGAGGUCUACGACGUCAUGCUGGGCUGUUGGCAGAGGGAACCACAGCAGCGACUAAAUAUCAAAGAGAUCUAUAAAAUCCUCCACGCUUUGGGGAAGGCCACUCCAAUCUACCUGGACAUCCUUGGCUAGUGGUGGCCCGUGGUCAAGGGUCCCUCCUCGGUUGCCUCCUCUAUCCUUGCCUCACAUCGACCCCUGCCACCCUCCACUCCUCCCUUCCACCCUUGACUGAGCAAACAUCUUCAUAUAAACUCAAGUGCCUGCUACACAUACAACACUGAAAACGGAAAAAAAAAUUAAAACAUAAAAAGAAAGGAAAACCCUG